Molecule: messenger RNA, 3996 nt
Organism: Helobdella robusta
Lineage: Eukaryota; Metazoa; Annelida; Clitellata; Rhynchobdellida; Glossiphoniidae
Exons: 15
Coding region: 1-3996 (1331 amino acids)
Source: RefSeq, a predicted model, not a curated record
AUGUAUCGCAUGCAAACAACUUCUUCUUCAAAUAAAAUAAUUAACAACUCAACCAAGAAGAAAAAUAGCGGCUCUAUAAAAUUGCCUCCCAUAAUUGCUAGUAACACCAACAGCAAUAGUUUAAUAACUUCUAAAAUUAUUAAUGAUAGAAAGGGUAGGACCGAUAGGAACACAAAUUCCUCCAACAAUGUAAAGCUCUCAUUUAGUAAGAUAUCGAAAAAUGAAGUGAGCGAAAAUACGAGUAUCGUAAGUGCAAACGAUAAAGAUGAGUGGAGAGGAAGUUGUGAGGAAAACGAAACAGAAGAAGCUGAUGAGUGCGCGGAAGGAUUGCUUGAUUACGCGGACGAUGUUUAUGAAGAUGUUAUAAAUUACGAGAAUCAAAUAGGUUCCGUUGAAAGUCUUGAUGAAGAAGAGGCGUAUGAAACAAAAGGUGAAAGAAAAUCUAGUUAUCACAAAUUAGUCAGAUGGUUGACAACUUCAAUAGCAGCUGGAGAUUACUCGGUAACUUCUAAAAGAAAGAAACGAUUGAUUUCUAGUGGUGUUAGUAUGUCAAGCAGUCAAAAUGAUAGCAAUGACUUUGCAUCAAAAUCAUCAAAAAUAGACAAAGAUUCUCGCAUUUCUCAUCACUCCCAACCAGACUACCAAUCAUCAUUAUUUAGAUCCAGAGAGAGCGAGAGUAAAUUUAUGCAGUUAGUGGACAAUUCCAAAUUUAGAUUCGUUAAACCUGACAAUGAAUUUCUGCUUGCCGGAGCUGGAGAAGGCAGUGUAGACGAAGAAGACGACGAGGAAGAGGAAGAAACGUUUACGUUGAAAUAUAAAUUAUCCGAAUCGGAUUCUUUGAAAGAUAUAAUUUCUGAUGAUGAUGAUGAUGAUAUAAAAACCAAAUUUUUUACUUUGAGCGCUAAAAAGAAAAAUUUACUAGAUGAGCAUGACAGAGACGAUGAAGAGCCAAUAACGGAGGAACAUGAACGAGAAGCAAAGCAAGAAAAAGGAAACUCGGCAUAUAAAGAAAAUAUGCUCUUAGAAGAAGAUGAAAAUGGAAAUUUAAUUCAUUUUGAGGAAAUAAGGGCUAAUUUAAAGACACGUGUGUUUGCGGAUCGAACAUGUGAAGACGAACCAAAAAACGGAGAACAAGCCAGGCGCAAAGCACGUGGUUUGAAGUUUAAUCCAGCAUUACUUUUAUCCAACUAUCGAUUGAAAGAUCUUUUCACGAGAGAUGAAAAUGGUUGGGCGCCAAUUCACUACUGCGCUUUUCGCGGUUUUCGACAAUGCAUCAGCAUAAUACACAAUGAAGUACCCGUUAUGAUAGAAUAUAGAACAAAAGAUGAUAGGCUUUUCACCACACCUUUUUUGCUAGCAGUUAUGAGUUUGGAUUUAGAAACAAUAAAACUUUUCAUAGCCUUGGGUGCAAAUCUUUCAGCUAGAGAUGGCUUAGAUCAUGAUGCCGUCCAAUUAUGCACGUAUAAGCAAGCCAUUACCUUAAUAAAAUUUUUCAUUGAACUUGAUGAUCCUCGUUUAAAGGUUUGGAACAUCUUGGUCAGAUCUUUGGAAUCUGAAAAUGAUUACGAUGCCUUGGCGACGGCAAAAACUCUUCGCUUGUUAACCGAUAUUGAACCUCCGUGGACUGCAAGUUGUUACUGGAAACCGUUAUACAGGAAAGGGAUAACAAAAUACAUUACAAUGGUUUUGAAUGCAGAUUUUUCCGUUGAAGUUAAGAUUGAAAGCUUAGAAACAAUUCUCCACAUAAUAGCACCGAAUAUGGUGAAAAAAGCGGCGGUUGAAAAACAUGACAUUCUACCUAUUCUUAUACAACUUUGUCUUCAUGAAAAUGCUGUCAUAGCAGAUUUAAGCGUUCAGUGCCUUAUUUCCAUUCUUAGCGUUGGUAAAUAUUUGGAGCAAUGCAUUAACACGAAUCUACUAGGAAUAUUAAUUAACUCUAUGUCUAGAAAACGACAACCGUUAACUUUCAAAAACACACUCGAUUUAAUGGCAUUACUGCUUUUUGGUCAUUCAGAUUUUCAGCAUGAAUUUAAUCUUAUCGAAAAAAGUUUUUUGCAAAUUGUUGGCAGAUUCAACAAAAACAAAAGCAAGAUGGUCUCAUUUUCUCUUGUGAGAGUCGUCGAAAAAUUGAUGGUUGCGACAUUAGCAGCAAUUAGAGCAAUGUGUAAAAAUAAUCCUUACACUCAGAAAAUUCUAAUCAAUGCGGACGCCGUUCCAGGAAUAGUUCUUUUGUUAAAAAAAACUCGGUACCUGACAAUACAAGAAUUAACAGCUUCUACUCUUUGGACAAUUGGUGGAAAGUCUUUUCAAAAUUUGUGGAGAAUUGCUGAAAGCAUUGGAGUCAAGGUUUUGGUUGAAUUUGUGGAAAGUCAUAGUGAAAUUUUAGAGUUCAUUGGUGCCGAUGGCUUGGCCAUUCUUAACAGCGCUCCGCUUGGAGUCCAUGAUGCGUUUAAUGCAUGUUCCGGAACUCAGGUGCUAACUAGGCUGAUGGUUAGAACAACGGACAGGAGGACAUUGCUGGCCACAAUAAGAGCCAUAAGACACAGCUGUUACAAAUCGGCGCUUAUUAAGCAUCCAGGAAAUCAAAAACUGGCUGUCGGUGAUUACACAGUUCAAGGAUGUGUCAAUUUGUUGCUUGAUAUAAUAAACAGUUGCAACUUUAAAGACCCAAUUCUUAUAAAGGCUGAAUGUAUCAUGGCUCUUGGAAGCAUGGCUUUAGUAAAUACUGCUUCUCUGCAAGAGCUCUUGAACAACAAGAGUUUCAGUUUUUGUCUGGCAAUAAAUCUUUUGAAAUAUGAAGAUGAAGAUAUCAGAGCACUGGGUGGUCAGACACUGGCGAUAAUGUGCUACAACAUGACAUCAACUCAAUCUGAAAUUGCAACAUUCGGCGGAAUUUAUUAUUGUGACUUUAAAAAAUGGAUGCUGGAAGCUAAAAGCGAUUUGAAUAAGUGUCAUUUUGCUUUCCAGCUUUUUACAUUAGCUAGGGUGUUUCCCGAUGCCAAGCCAGCUACCCCAGCCGCUGAAGGGAUUAUUCAGUUGUUUGAGUUUCUUAGUCUACCCAGCUCUGAUGACUUCUACAAGCAAGAAAGCAUAACGGCUGUUUUGUGUCAAGCUUGUAAUUACAUAGCCGCAUUGUGUCACUCCAGGCCUGGUGUUCCUGAUUCUUUCAUCGCCAUCAAGACUUUGGAACACCUGUUUAAUUUAUUGACCAAUUCGUUUGAACAGACCAGAGCAUCAGCUGCCAUCGCUUGUGGCUACCUCACUUUCCACCCUACAGCUAAGAGAUGGCUGCUGCGAAAGUUUCGGCAGGACACCUACCUCUUGGAUGUGUUGCUCUUCUACACUCAGGACACAAAAUGUAACUCUGUGCUUUUAGAGAAUUGGAAAUAUUUGGAAUACGUGGGACUGCCUCCUAAGGAGUUAGUUAACAAUUGCAGAUCAUUUCACACGUUAUCGUUAUUCAAACUCUUAGCUUUAUUUGGGCGCAUAAAAAUUGGUGGGAUGUGUAAUCUGUUGAGUGAGCCGCGCCCACACAUCCUGACCGGAGUUGAAGACCCACACAGCGGUGUGGUUGGCACGUCAACUGUGGAGAAGGAUGAUUACGAAGAUGAGUUGGUGUACACAGACGACCCCCCUCAAAGAAAAAAAGUUAUUUCUUCUAAGUCUAAGGUGGGCUGCACUCUAUCAGCUGAAAUCGACACCAGAUUAACAGUCCUUCUGCACGAGCCACAACCAAUACCCUGCUUGGUUCGUUUGCACGAAGAACGCGCAAAAAAGCAACGGGAUUUGGAUGAACAAAUGAUGAUGGAAAAAAUAGAGAAGGCGCAUGACCUGGAGGAGGAAGAAGAAGAGGAGGAAGUUGUCGAUGGAAGUGAUGAUGGAGUUGUCGAUGGAAGUGAUGAUGGAGUUGUCGAUGGAGGUAAUGAUGGAGAAGGUGAUGAAGAUGGGGAAAGGGGGAUAAUAUUUCUUCCAGUUGACAACGAUGCAAUAGAAUAG